CCGCGCGCGGGUCCUCGCACCCGAAGGAGGCAGCGAUGGCGGCAGAGGCUUCGAGGGCUACUUUCGCCCUGUCGCCCUCCCGGCAAACUGUGAAGAAGAGGCGGUCCUGGGGUGCUGCCGACAUCCAGUGCACACGGUGUGGAAGAAGGGUGUCCAGAGCUUCCGAUCACCACCGUGAACUUCAGUGUGGACAUGUUUUUUGUGAACUGUGCUUGUCAAUAACUGAAGAAUACAGCACAAUUAUGUGCCCUGAUUGUGAGAUUACUACAACUGUAAAUACAAGACCAGAAUACUACCCAGUAGAUGGAUGUAUUAAGGAAGAUUCUUUUAUGGAAAAACUACAACCUGAAACGAUAAAGAAUUGUACUCAGGACUUUAAAAAGACCACUGAUCAACUAAUUAUUGGUUUAGAACAUUCACCCUCCAUGUGCAAGACUGUUCUGAACUCAUCAGCCAUAAUGUCGGAGACUAAAACUGCAGAAGAAAUUGAUGAAGCACUGAAGAUAGCAGGCUAUAAUUGUGAACAAUUAAGUAGUGCUGUGAAAAUGCUUGAACACAUACAGAAUAAAACAAAAGCGGAAACAAACAGUCUUAUACAGGUUGUGGGGAGACAGUUUGAUCAGCUUUCUGCUUCUCUUGAUUCCAGGAAAAAGAACCUGUGUGAAGAACUUGUAAGAAAUACAGAUGAUUAUUUAUCGAACUUAGUAACAGCUAAAAGCUACAUUGAAGAAAAAAAAAAAGAUUUGGAUGCAGCUAUGAAAAUAGCACAAGAGUUAAAAUCAGCACCUUCUCUGAGGACCUAUUGUGAUCUGAAUAAGAUCAUUCGGACUUUGAAGUUAACAUUUGAGAAUGAGUUGUCACAAGUUAGUUCUCUGAAACUAAGGAACCCUCCCAGGUUGAAUGUGGAUUGCAGUAAGAUCAUCUGUAUGUUCAACAAUAUGGGAAAAUUUGAAUUUGAUGACUCAGCAAAAUGUUCUCCUCAAGAUACUGAAAUUGGACAGAAUGUUCAAAAGAAAUGUGAUAAUAAAAAGGAGCUAUCUUGUCAUGAUACAUACCCAUCACUAGAAAAGAAAAAGGUUGGUAUACCUGUUCGAACCAAUGAAGCACCACCACUGCCUUCGCAACCAGAAACAAGUGAUGUACAUUUAGAAGCAAAAAAGAUCCAGUCACAGAAGGAGAUUGUUUCAACGUGCUCCAAAACUAUUGCUGUGCUACCGCAAAUGGGAUCUAGCCCUGAUGUAAUAAUUGAAGAAAUUAUUGAAGAAAACCCAGAAAUUGGAGCAUGCUUCUCAGAUUCUCUUGUGGAGACACCUAGAUACCCAAAAACACCUCUCCAGGAAAAACCAUCUGUUUCUUUUGGAUCAAAAGCAGGUUCUCCAGAGCUAGUUUUUGUAAGCCAUGUAAUAAAUCCUUGCCACUUCUACAUCCAGAAGUAUUCACAAAUGAAAGAUGUAACAAUGUUGGAGAAGAAGGUGAAUCAAUUUUGCAAUAAGAGUUUACACCUCAAUCCUUCAGACACUUUGGAGUUAGGUUCAAAAAUAUUUGUCAGCAGUAUUGAAAAUGGAAUGUGGUGUCGAGGAACUAUCACUGAAUUAAUUCCAAUAGAAAGUAAAAAUAUCAGGAAGUCUUGUAGACCAACCAAAUUCUCAGUUCAUGAAGUUGCACUAAUAAAAAUAUUCAUGGUAGAUUUUGGAAAUUCUGAAGUCCUAGUUGUUACAGGAGUUGGUGAUAACCUUGUGAGACCAAAGCACAUUGCUGAGCAGCAUACUACAGUAAAUGACUUAUGCCUGGUUCUAAGGAAAUCUGAACCUUAUUUUGAAGGAGUGCUGAGCAACAUCCCACCAUUAGCACAGCUAUGCUCAUUGAAAGACAUUGUUCCAGAGAAUUCAUAUGAAGGCUGGAAAGAAGAAGCUAAAGUGGAAUUUUUGAAAAUGGUAAAUAACAAGGCUGUCUUAAUGAAAGUUUUUAGAGAAGAGGAUGGUGUGCUUAUUGUAGAUCUACAGAAACCACCAGCAAAUAAAAUAAGUAGUGAUAUGCCUGUGUCUCUUCGAGAUGCAUUAGUUUUUAUGGAACUAGCAAGGUUUAGGUCACAGUCACGAAAAAGUCAAUCUGAAAAAAAUACAACUUUACACUUUCAUCCACCUAUAUUGCCUAAAGAAAUGACAGAUGUGUCAGUUAUGGUUUGUCAUGUAAAUAGUCCUACUGAUUUUUAUCUUCAGUGGAUAGAAAGCUUGGAUUUUUUAUUUCUGUUAAAGACAAUUGAGGAAUUCUAUAAAAAUGAAGAUGGAGAAAAUCUGGAAAUCCUCUGUCCAGUUCAAGAUCAAGCCUGUGUGGCUAAAUUUGAAGAUGGAGUUUGGUACCGAGCAAAAGUCACAGGAUUGCCUGGACAUCGGGGAGUUGUAGUUAAAUAUGUGGAUUUCGGUAAUACUGCAAAAAUAACACUUAAAGAGAUGCGUAAAAUAAAGGAUGAGUUUCUGAAUCCCCCAGAGAAGGCAAUUAAAUGUAAGCUGGCCUAUAUUGAACCAUGUAAAAGGACAAUGAAGUGGUCCAAAAAAGCUAAAGAAAAAUUUGAAGAAAUGACUCAAGAUAAAUUUAUGACAUGUUCAAUUAUUAAAAUUCUAGAAGAUAAUAUGCUCUUAGUUGAGCUUUUCGAUUCUCUUGGUGGUCCUGGGAUGACUCCUACUAGUAUUAAUGAUCAGCUAGUGAAAGAGGGCCUAGCAUCUUAUGAAGCAGGAUACACCCUCAGAGAUAAUUCUGAAAAGCAUACUGAAGUAUGGGAUCCAUCUCCAGAAGAAAUUAUUUCAAAUGAAGUAAACAACAUAAAUCUUGUGUCUGCAAAAUCUCUACCUAAUGAGAAUUUCCAAUCACUUUAUAAUAAGGAACUUCCUGUGCAUAUAUGUAAUGUAAUAUCUCCUGAGAAGAUUUAUGUUCAGUGGUUAUUAACAGAAAACUUACUUAAUAGUUUAGAGGAAAAGAUGACAGCUGCUUAUGAAAACUCGACAUGGGAACCUAUUAAAUGGGAAAAUGAUAUGCACUGUGCUGUUAAGAUCCCAGGUGAAAAUCAGUGGCAAAGAGGCCAGAUCAUCAGAAUGGUCACAGAUACAUUAGUAGAGGUCUUACUAUAUGACGUGGGUCUUGAAGUAGUAGUGAAUACUAACUGUUUAAGAGAUCUUCAAGAAAAUCUGAAGACAAUGGGAAGAUUAUCUUUGGAAUGCUCCCUUGUUGAUAUAAGACCAACUGGUGGAAGUGACAAGUGGACAGCAACAGCUUGUGAAUGCCUCUCACUAUACCUAACUGGAGCUGUAGCAACUAUAAUCUUACAGGAAAAUGAUACAAUGUGGCCAUUACCUGUGAAAAUUUUCUGCAGAGAUGAAAAAGGAGAACGCGUUGAUGUUUCUAAAUAUUUGAUUAAAAGGGGUUUGGCUUUGAGAGAAAAGAGAAUUAAUAAAUUAGAUAACAGUAAUUCAUUAUCUGAGAAGUGUCUGGAAAACUCCCUGAAACAAGAAGACUCAGUAGUUACUAAGUGUAUUACAAGUAACUUUGACCCCAACAAAAAACCUGCUGGCAUAAUCAGUGAAGACAAGGUAUCUGAAUUUAAGGAGAAAAUUCUAGAACCAAGAACCACUGGGUGCUAUAAACCACCAGCUAUUCCUAACACGAAAGUAUUUGAGGCAAUAGUCAGCUGCAUUGGUGACGAUGGAACUAUAUUUGUAGUACCUAAAUUAUCAGAACUUGAGCUAAUUAAAAUGAUGAAUGAAAUUCAAAGUAAUUUAAAAUGUCUGGGUCUUCUGGAGCCUUAUUUCUGGAAAAAGGGAGAAGCCUGUGCAGUAAGAGGAUCUGAUACCUUGUGGUAUCGAGGGAAGGUGAUGGAAGUUGUAGGUGGCACUAUCAGGGUACAAUAUUUAGAUCAUGGAUUCACUGAGAAGAUUCCACAGUGUCACCUUUACCCUAUUUUGCUAUAUCCUGACAUACCCCAGUUUUGUAUUCCUUGUCAGCUCCAUAAUGCCAUACCUGUUGGGAAAGUCUGGCAACAGGAUGCAGUAGAACUGCUUCAGGAACUGCUUUCAAAGAGAGAGGUGGAAAUUCACAUUAUGGAAUUACCUGAAAAUCCAUGGGGAAAAUUAUGUAUUCAGCUCUAUUUUAAUGGAAUGUCACUUUCUUACUUUAUGGCAUACCAUAAAUAUUGUACUUUUGAACAUUCUGAGGAGAUAUUGAGAGAAAAUCCAACAGAUUGCAUUAAGGAAUAUGAGGAGGAAAGAUGGGAAAUAAGGUUUGAGGAAUUGCUUUCAUCUGAAACAGAAACUCCGAUUUUACCACCGUACUUGUCUUCAUCUCUGCCUCCCCCAGAAGAACUCUUUGCUGUUCAAGUUAAACAUGUUGUCUCACCUAAUGAAGUAUAUAUUUGCCUUGAUUCUACAGAAAAUUGUAAUCAGUUUAACCAACAUAGUGACACAGAUGACAGUGGAGUGAGCUGGGAGUCAGAGUUUGAAAGCCUUGAAGAAGCUCUGCGGAGGCUUAAUACAAAUGUGGAGACAUUUCCUCCUCUGACAGAUUUUAGGACAGAAAUGCCUUGCCUUGCAGAAUAUGAUGAUGGUUUAUGGUAUAGAGCAAAGAUUGUUUCCGUAAGAGAAUUUAAUCCUUUAUGUGUCCUGGUACAGUUUGUUGAUUAUGGAUCAACUGAAAAGCUAACCAUAAACAGACUGCGUCAAAUUCCCCUUCAUCUUAUGCAGUAUCCAGCCCGAGCUAUAAAAGUUCUCUUGGCAGGAUUUAAACCUCCUUUAAGUGAUUCAGGAAAGACGAGAAUACCAUAUUGUCCCAAGUGGAGCAUGGAGGCAUUAUGGGCUAUGAUAGACUGUCUUCAAGGAAAACAACUUUAUGCUUCUUCCAUGGCUCAGGUGCCAGAACAAGUGGUGACAUUAUAUGAAGAUGAACAGUAUCCAGUUCAUAUGUCAUUAGUAGAAAUGGGGCUUGCAGAUAGAGAUGAAUGAUGUACACAGUGCAGAAUAUCUACAGUAGCCCAGAAGAAAGUUUUGUUAAUGUUUAGACCGUUCCAGGCUGUUUUUCUGAUUUGUUCUGCAAUUUGCUUUACCCUCCUUUAUUCAUACAUGUUGAACUGUUUAGA
Messenger RNA from Tupaia belangeri chinensis (Chinese tree shrew), 5122 nucleotides. RefSeq names its product ring finger protein 17 (gene RNF17). Bases 36 to 4988 code for a protein of 1650 amino acids. The transcript is spliced from 37 exons. Lineage: Eukaryota; Metazoa; Chordata; Mammalia; Scandentia; Tupaiidae. The record is from RefSeq and is a predicted model, not a curated record.